CUUCUUCACUCAUAUUAAACGAUACCAAUUUAAAUCAAACCAACUAUUUUCCACCAGUUGAACUCCUAUCAGACCAAACACAUAAAGACACCAAAUCAACCAAGAUGUCCUCAAAAGCACCUAGCGAGGGAACCAAGGUCACCGCUGGCCGAAACGCCCCCGUCUCCAACGAGGCACCCGGAGUGGUAAGCCAGGGUUCACUCGCCGCAGAAUCACAAGCAUUCCGCCAAGCCAACCAGGCAGCGCCUCAGCAAGUUGGACGUGAGGACCUAACAUCCGCCUCAAAGCCUCACGAGGGCGGCAUUCAUAAAGCUUCCAGCACCAACAAAUCAGGCCCCGGUCGCAGCAGCAACGUUGACACCGCGCCUUCGUACGUGCAGAGUCAGUUCCUGAAGGGAAAGGGAGGUCCGCACGGUAAGAAUUUGACCGAGGACGAUAGCAUCGGCACAGAGGAUAAGAACAAGAACGCGAGCUUCUCUGAGUUUGGCACUAAGAACGAUCCAGGACUGGCCGCUGAGAAAAAAUUCAUCUCUGGGUCAGCAAAUACCGGCUCUAAUGCCGGACGUGAGAAGCGUAUAGAUGAUCAGCAGCCGUAUGCUGCAUUGGGUGGAGAUACGCAGGCGUGAGGGAGUUGAAGUGAUAUAUCUAUAUAUUUUAAGAAUUAUUGAUAUUGGGAUAGAGGGAAAGGCUAUCUGAU
Molecule: messenger RNA, 697 nt
Organism: Daldinia decipiens
Lineage: Eukaryota; Fungi; Ascomycota; Sordariomycetes; Xylariales; Hypoxylaceae
Exons: 1
Coding region: 105-626 (173 amino acids)
Source: RefSeq, a predicted model, not a curated record